UAUUGGUAAGUUUCGGCUGACAAAUUCUAGUCGCUUUAUUUCAUGCUCACGAUAUGGGCAUAGCUAGGGAGCACCCAGUCCAUUCAGUAGACUUGAUGGAUAGAUAAGCACGAUAGGGGCUAGAUUGUGUAUUGGCAUUUGGGAGACGCUUGCGCUCACUAUCCGGAUCCCCGAUGGAUUCAUCUAUUAUGCGCUAACCGUAUAUGGAUGGCGAUCAAGGUAAACCACCAAAUCGAGACACCGUUCAUCAACACCGCUUUCAACAUUGACUUUCCCUUUUGACAGCGGUGGAGGAAAAUCAAGGAAAUGUCUACCAUCAACUGGACAUGGAUAGAGAUAACAGAGGCAGUGAAAACCAGGACAAAGCGCCGAUAAAAAAUUUCUUCACGAGCAUCAUUUCUUACGACGCUAGACCAUCCGCGGGAACCUGGAUGACAAACAAAGCACCUGAAGGAUCAAAAAGCCGCUCCAGACUACACGAUGCUCGCUACAACACCUCGCCUUUCCCUCCGUGAGUUCACAGCAAACGACGUAGACUCGUUCUACGCCCUAGAGUCAAAUCCUGCAAACGCCCGCUACCAAACAUGGGAACCACGAACCCGUCAACAAAGCUCAAAGCUUGUUGAUGAAGCCAUCAACAGCAUUUUAAUACAGCCCAGGAGGGUCAUAGAACUGGUCGUCGAGACUGGCUGCGAAACCGAGACACCCAGAUUCAUCGGCCGUGUUGGGUGUAUGAUAGCCGACAACAUCGCAAACCUGUGGUUUUCUUUCUUGCCAGCGGCUCAAGGCAAAGGUUAUGCGACAGAAGCGGUGAGAGCACUGAUUACUUUUCUUCACGACGCACCUGCCGGAAACCUGGUUGCUUUUGAGACCCUACAGAUCGAGUGUGAUCCACGCAAUACAGGAAGUCGUAGGAUUGCCGAAAGACUUGGCUUCCAGAAGAUUUCAGAGGAAUUGAAUGUAUACAAAUGUAAAGGCGAGUUGGUUGGCUCAGUGGUUUAUGAAACUGGGAUCCAGGGUUGGUUGAAGUGAGAAAGUGUCGACCGAU
Molecule: messenger RNA, 1048 nt
Organism: Pseudovirgaria hyperparasitica
Lineage: Eukaryota; Fungi; Ascomycota; Dothideomycetes; Acrospermales; Acrospermaceae
Product: acetyltransferase
Exons: 1
Coding region: 481-1032 (183 amino acids)
Molecular function (GO): acyltransferase activity, transferring groups other than amino-acyl groups
Source: RefSeq, a predicted model, not a curated record